Messenger RNA from Drosophila mauritiana, 326 nucleotides. RefSeq lists its product as uncharacterized. The coding region runs from base 46 to 237 and encodes 63 amino acids. The record is from RefSeq and is a predicted model, not a curated record. The transcript has 2 exons. NCBI's taxonomy places the organism in Eukaryota, Metazoa, Arthropoda, Insecta, Diptera, Drosophilidae.
GCAUCAGAAGCAAUCAAGCCAUCUGUACAACAAGCCAACUUUACCAUGAAGUUCCUACUCGUGUGCACUCUCAUCCUGGGCCUCGCCUUCUUCAUGGCCUCUGCCCUCCCCCAACUCAACAACGAGGCCCCAAUGGUUGGCGAUGACCACCACCACCACCCGGUGGUCCGCAGCGUUCACUUCGCCGAGGACGUGCAGGCUCCGCACAAGCACGAUGACGUCGCCUGCUGCGGCUAGACUUCUCCAUUUGGAGCAAGGCGUGACGGCAACUUCAUCGAUCUUUAACCGCCUUUAACUUUUAAUAAAGAGCAAUAUUGAACAAAGAA